AUGGCCUCGACUCGAGCUCUCGUACGGCCUCUGUGCACUAUAGGGGCUCGGCCAGUUGCCUCUUUCUACAGACCAUGUGUCCGUUCCAUUGCGACAACCUCCAAUGCCCAGGCCUCAGUGGCCGCCGGAUCUGCUGAAGCUCCCAAGAAGCGCAAGCCACUUACCAAGGAGCAGAGUGACUUUCUUGACUCAGCUCUUCGCGUCAACCAAGCCGGCGAGCUCGCUGCCGUCCUCAUCUACGCCGCCCAGUCCCCCGUCAUCCUCCGCUCAAAGCCACACCUCCGCAAGCUGAUGGCGCACAUGUACGACCAGGAAGACGGCCACUUCAAGACCUUCAACAGCCUCAUUCACAAGCACCGCAUCCGACCUACCGCGCUCUACCCCCUGUGGUCCGUCAUGGCUACAGGUUUGGGCUGGUCAACCGCCAUGAUGGGCUAUGAAGCUGCCAUGGCCUGCACCGAAGCUGUCGAGACCGAGAUUGGGGGUCACUACAAUGAGCAGAUUCGAACGCUGUUGGAGAUGAUCACUCAGUGGGAGGCCGAGGGUUAUGAAGUCGGCGAAGAGCUAUCAGAGCUCGUCAAGACCCUUCGAAGGAUUAGGGACGAAGAGCUGGAGCAUCUAGAUCAUGCCGUCGAGCAUGACGCAAGAAAAGCAGAGCCACACUGGCUACUCACCGGUGUCAUCCGAGCAGGCUGUCGGGGUGCCAUCUGGGUGAGCGAGAGGGUGUGA
Fusarium keratoplasticum is the source of this 729-nucleotide messenger RNA. RefSeq names its product 5-demethoxyubiquinone hydroxylase, mitochondrial. Gene Ontology annotation, cellular component: mitochondrial inner membrane. Gene Ontology annotation, biological process: ubiquinone biosynthetic process. Lineage: Eukaryota; Fungi; Ascomycota; Sordariomycetes; Hypocreales; Nectriaceae. The coding region runs from base 1 to 729 and encodes 242 amino acids. Gene Ontology annotation, molecular function: 3-demethoxyubiquinol 3-hydroxylase activity. The record is from RefSeq and is a predicted model, not a curated record. The transcript is spliced from 2 exons.